Messenger RNA from Lymnaea stagnalis (great pond snail), 31763 nucleotides. The record is from the annotation of a GenBank genome assembly. NCBI's taxonomy places the organism in Eukaryota, Metazoa, Mollusca, Gastropoda, Lymnaeidae.
GUUAAAUGCUCCUAAAGUAUUAUUACCAUAUUAUAGUUCUGUAAUUACAAAUUUUACAUUACAAGUUGAGUACUCUCCAGAGGAGGCACACAUAGCUAACUGCUAUCGUUGGUAAUCCUUUUUUAAGAUUUUUCAAAACAAAUUUCGAAGUUUUUGCUUCUCUUCACUAGUUUUCAUUUUCCUCAUUUGUACUAAUUCAUUCCAAAGUUUAUUAGAGCACAAUAGCUUAUUAUUCUUUGUUUUUAGUUUGUAUAGUUUCACAAAUUAUUAUAAACUAAAAUCAAACUUAGUAGUCUGUGUAGAGUAGAGUAGUGUAAACUACAUGUCUGCUAACAUGGGGAGGGGAAAGAGAGGUAAUUUGCUAGUUUUUAACUUACAGAGAAAAGAGAAUAGUAACAAAACAUUAAAAUUUAAUGAAAUAUUUUCAGCAGGUAUAUUAAUUUCUAGGCAAACAUAACUUAAUUGUAUCCCUCUAGAUAUGCAGCAAGAAGUAACUACGAAGACCUUCAUUUGCGGCAAAUUUUGCCCCCUUUCCUGGUGUAAUUUCAGCCGGUACAUUAAUUUCACGGCAAACAAUCUAACAAAGUAACUUUAUUGUAUCACUCUAGACUCUAGAAAUGCUGCAAGAAGUGUCAACGAUCUGCAUCAGCUCCCUUCCUUCAAUCUUAAACAUCAUUUGUGCUACAGUUUGCACGCUGUCUUAAAUUUUAAAAUGUGUAAUUGAAUAAUAGUAAUAGGGCUUGUCAUUUAAUGGCGGAAAUCUAUUAAUAGAACUGAUGUCACCAUUACUGAUCAUCCCGGUACUCAGCGCGGACAAAAUGUCAACACUGUUCAGUAUUACUAUGUAGCGAAGUGUCCCUGAAACUUGUUUACAACUCUAUUUUACGAAAUAUUUUACACAUUUUUUUUUACUUCUGUUUUCUCAAAUGCGACUUCAUUGCGUGAACGUCAUAUGUAACAGUAACUCUAGAUACAAGGAUCGCCCGAACGAUAUGCUGAAACACACUGUAAGCUGCCAUGUUCGCUGACCUUCUAAAAUAGUACGCUAUGACGUUUUCCGGUCUUAGAAAUGACAAAGCCUAUUGUAAUAAAUUAAAUGUCAUAAUGAAGAAAAACAAUACAAAAUUUAUUCAAAAUUUAACUUAAUGAAAACAAAACUGACAGUUUCAUAGAAUACACUUUUACACACUUUAGUGCAGGCUCCUCUAAAAAUAAAAAUCUAGAAGAUUAUCAGAAAUACCCAUUUUUCAAAAUGCAGGAAAUUUAACUAUUAUAAUUAAAAACCCAAUGAAAUUAAAGCUUAAAACAUUCUGUAUUAAUGUUAAGAAUAAACAAAAGGGAGAGAAUCCUGAACUGAAACUAGUAGUAGCGUACCGAACCAACAUUAACCUUAGCCAAACGGCAGAGGAUCUUUGGUAAAUACUUUCUGAAUUUUCAAUAGAAGUCCAGAAUCACACUCCAGAAAUAUUUUCAUAUAUAUUGCCUAGAAGACACAUAGUAUUUGAUGACCAAAAUUCUGAAUAUUCGUCACUAAACUCUCAAAGUAGAUUACUUCCAUGUCCAUAAUGAAUUUUCACUGAAAAGUUUUGCUACUACUAGAUCAAUAAGACACGAACAAAUUGUGUCAAUAUAACAAUAAAAGUUACGCUUUAAUAAUAAUUAUACAUUAUACACAAGUAAACGUUUCGGCCACAUGCCUUCCUCUGUACAAACAAACAAAACACAUUUAAAUAAGUAUAAAUUAAAUUAUUGCAGUCCAACACUUUUUAUAAUUUGCUAUUACUACUACUAAUACUAAUAUGAUUUUGAAAAGCAAGAAAAGAGUAAAUUGUUUUAGAAAAAAUUAAUAUUAACUUUGCAAAUGUCAGAAAAAAGCCAUCUCUGUCAAAGUAGAAUCAGACUAUUACAGCUUUUUAAUUUUACAUUGACUAGCAAUUUAUAAACAUAUUGACUAUGAUAGUCUUGACCUCUCCUAUGGUGAUCUAUGGCAGAGACCAGCAACCUUUUUUUUACACUCCUAAGGCCUUUCCAAUAAUACAGCUGCACACCACGAAUAACAAAAUGCAAAAAUAUACUAAAUAAUAUAAUGUAAAUAACAUCUAUUAUGACAAACAUCUAUAAGGACAUGUAAUCCUGAAAGAGAUAAUAUUACUGUCCAGUAACUCUUCAUUAACUGUACGGGUCACAAUUCUGUUGCCACAGAGUUUAACAGCUUGUCAGCAAUUUCCCUUAUUUCUUAUUUUUAUUUAUGUACCUACAUAUACUUUUUGCUUUUCCUCCUCUUGGAGGCAUUUUACCCGGCACAUCUGGCAUCAUCUUGCAGCAGCACACCAAUGUGAUAUCACACACCGGUUGCGGGGAUCUGACCCAUAGCAUCAAAAAAAGUUCAACACUGUGCCAGAUUUGGGAUUGUUAGCAAAGAAUAUAAACGUUCCUCUGUUCAUUGUGUUUGUUUCUGAAAUGAUAAUUUGAUAUUUAUUUUUUUUAAUGUGCACAGGCGCUCUACGUCUCCAGAGAUAGCCCAAGUCCAACUUGUAAAUGCUACUGCUGAUGCUUGUGCUCAAACUGCAAUUGUUUCUGCCAUCUCCAAAACGCCACAUCAAAAAGCAACAGUUAUUUUAGCAGAAAAUAAAGGUAUUCUUUAUUUCUUUUUUCAAUUCCAUUUCUUAAAGUAGAAGAAGGAAGUCCCGCUAUAAUGCAAAGUAAGAUAUAACUCAAUUGUGGCCUGGAUUUUUUAAAAAAAUAUUUUACUUGGGACAUCAAUAAAGUUAUGUUCUCUGCAAAAAAGUAAAUAUUGUAAAAAAAAACAAUAAAUGCGAUUCAGCUAUUAAUAGAAUCCCUUUCUACGGACCCCAAUUAUUGCAUUAUAGCGUAUUUGUACAAUUUUUACUUUUGAAUUAUUUGUUUUCUUAUUCCUUUUUUUUUUUUUAAUUUUUUUUUUUUUUUUUUUUUAAAUUUUAAUGAAAUUCUUUUUUUUUUUUUUUUUUCCCCCCCCCCCCCCCCGUGUUGUUUACAUAAAAUAAUCAUAUUUUCUUUUCCUUUGUUCUUGUUUUUUUUUAAUUGCAAUUUGUAUUUAAAAUAAGUUAUUGGAUUGUAAAGUUUGUUGAUAUCUUUUAUUUUUAUUAGUAACUGGGGAGAUUUUGAGGACAAAUGUUAUAGUUGGAGAAAUUGUGCGACUUGAAAUAGAAACAACCACCAGGCUCCUUUUCUUGGAAGACUCACCAGAAGAACUUAAAGCAAGAGGUUAUGACAGUGAAGGUAUGCUUAAAAUGCCAUGGCUUGAGAAAAUAAUUAAGCUUACCUUUACAGAAACGAUUCUUUUAUUUAAAAUAUCAUGACCAUUUUAAAAAAAAAAAAAAAAAAAGAAACAUUUUUAAUAUGUUUAGUAACUGGAUUAUCAAUGCUAUUGUCAUGAUGUAGUGUGAAUCAUUAGAUGUAGCUAGUAAUUAUGGCUCUAAUAAAGUAUAUCUGCAUUAAGACGUUUCGUUUAAAAUUAAAUUUAUAUUUCAAGAAAUUAUUCUUUAAGGAAACAUCUUCUCAAACUUGGAAGGGCUGUCAUUUGAAUGGAAUCUUAUUUCUGACAAUGAAACUGGAUUUGAUGUUGUCGAUGCUCAUAAUAUUCUCAGGUGGGCACUUCUUUAAAAAGAAAAAUUGUAAACACAUUUGUAAUUUCAUUUGUUUAAAAAAAAAAUAACAUAAUUCAUUAUUUUCUAAAUAGAAUAAUAAUCGUUUCGCUCAAAAUUUUAUUUUUUUUAACAGAAUUAAGAGAUUUUCAGAUUCACAUUAUACCACGCCACGCCACAUCUCACCACUUGAGGAGCAGGGAAAACAAGGAGAUAUGAUUCUUGUUGAGGGUAUUCGCACUGGAAGUGCUAAAGUUUCAGCAAGGCUUAGGGACCCAGCUUAUAAGGUAUUUUAAUGAAUAUGUAUAUUUGUAUAUUUUGCAUUAACUUGAAAAUAACAUGCAUUACCUGCAGCUAUAUGUUGAUAACUAUCUAGUAUUGGGAACUUGUGUUAUAAACUUGAGUGAAUGCCUCACAUUCAGUUGAUUUACUGAAAGCUAUAAUAAAUGACUCUCUAUAUAUGCCAAUAGUUGCACUUGUAUUUACUUAGAAUGUGAAACCCAAUGAUGUCCGGAUUAUGGUUAUUGCCAACCUGAUACUUUCACCUCUUGAAGCUUAUGUACUGACCCAUGGUCAUGUCCAGUACAAGGUUGAGAUCCUUAGGCACAAUUCCUUAAAAGGUAGGUAAACCCAGUUGUAAAUGCCAUCCAAACCUACCAGUUAUUUAUUGAACAUGUAUGUAAUUGAAUUUCUUAUUCAGAAAUCUAAAUAAAUAAAUAACAUUUAACCAUAUCGUAACAACUUCUUCUUCUUCUUUAUUUUAAGGGCCCACGAUCAAUGACUUGAUCAUUCUGGCUCCUAUGUUUCAGAGGGGUUUGCGAUGUUACUGUCCAUGGGUUUCAAUGGGAUACUUCACUGGUUGCAAGGGCGACUCAGCAGUGGUGUUAUGAACUGGGGGUUGGAAUACAGGAGGCAAUAGACACAAAUGUGUCUAGUGUAGCUGCCUCAACUGUUGCUUUUGGAAGCUUGUUCCAGNGGAAGAUGAACGAGUUUCUGUUUGAUUCCGGAGCAGUGCACCAGCCCAUUUGUUAUCUUGUACAACAUGGUGAGCCUGGAUAGUCGUCGUCGUUUUUCCAAUGUCGACCAGCCCAGUGUUUCCAGCAUGCUACCAACACUCAAGGUGCUUCUGUAGCGGUUCAUGACAAAGCGCGCUGCCCGUCGCUGGACCGCCUCCAACCUGUCGAUGCUUUUCUGGGUAAAUGGGUCCCAGACUGUAGAAGCGUACUCUAAAAUAGGUCGGACAAAGGCUUUAUGGGCUUUUUCUUUCACGCUUGAGUUGCCGAUCUUCAGAUUGUGCCUUAGGAACCCCAGGGUCUUGUUUGCCCGGUUGCACACACUGUUAAUGUGCUCGUCCCAGGGGACCUCUCUUUGGAUGGUUACUUAAGAUGUAAAACUGGGAGAAUGCUUUGCAGCCUGACAGACAAGAGUGGGUUAAUUAUUACUUAACAUUUUAAAAAGCUCACACCGCUUAUUAGUCAUAAUUAUGUGUUAUUCUUUCAUAGAGAAUGAAUAGCUACAAAGCCUUGAAUGAAAGCCAUCUCCUUUAACAAGUGUUAAUCAACCCCGACUUUAAUUUUUUUCCAAAAAUACUCUGUUGACCACAAUUUUAUUAAAACAAAAAACAACAAAGGUUCACCAAUUCAAUUUUAAGUAUGUUUUCUCUAUUUCUAGAGAUUGAACUGCCUUCCAAGCAAUACUACCUUGAGGUCAAGGAAAAAGCUAUUUGUUCUUUUGAUAGCCAGUCGUCUACUGCCACUGCUCUUGCCAUGGGAUCCACUGAAAUAGUGUUAAAAGACAGAAGUAUCCUUUUUUUCUAACAUUCUCAUAUUGUGCUUCUUCAAAAUUAAAAAAUGCAGUGUUGUUCUUUUUUGUUGGAAGAUAAAUUCUAUGGAGUUUAUAUUGUAAACAUUCUAAUACAAAUUGAAUUAUUCUUUAGGCACUAGGGAUGAAAGCGCAGGGGUCCUGAAAACAACCAAAUAUGUGGGUUGUAUCCCUUUGUUUUUUUUUCUGCAUGUGGCAGAUUGUUAACUCAGGGGUGAUUCUGCAAAUCUGAAGUGCUGCUUAGUUCAAUUUUUUUAAAAUAAUUGUUAUUACCAUGAACCAUUGAUAGUUUAAACUUAAUAUACUUCUGAAAGCUACAUAAAAAAAAUAUUUAAAUAAUACUAUGGCAUCAAAAGCAUUAGAGUGGUUAAAUAUUUCUGUUAAAAUCUUUGAAGUUAAAAAAUAAAUUUCAUGUAAUGCUGAUAGUUUUUUAAUGUUGAUACCCUAUGAUGCAUUGUGAGAAAAAAAAGUGUUGUUUUUUUUUUUUUUCAAUCUAAAAUAUAACACUUAAAAUUAGACUAAUAAGAUUUUUUCAAUGAGUAUCUUUUAUAAAUGCAUUUGACACUAAAUAACAUUAUUUCAUUUUAAUUAAGACAUUCUUUAGAAACUCAAUUCUAAAAACAAUAGUUGUAUUACGCCUUAAAACUAAUUCUGUGUUAUUUCAUGUUACCUUUUCAUUGAAGUGUUUUCUUUUUUUUUCCUUUAGAUUAAUUUUGUUUUGAGUCAGCUAGUAAGUAAAGAGCAGUCCACCAUUGAUUUCUGGUUAUGAUGAAAGUGCAGGGGUCCUGAAAACAACCAAACAUGUGGGUUGUAUCCCUUUGGCUCACUCUGCAUGUGGCAGAAGCUUCUGCCAAGGGGACGAUUCUGCCUAUCUGAACUGGAAAAUAAACUUUGCUAUAGAUUUAACCUUACGAUGUAUCAAUUUAAAACCAAAAGCAAUCCUUAACCAUCAUCCAGACAUUGUUGCUACUGAGUUUUUUCGCCAACCUUCGGCCAUGAUCCAUGUUGUAUCUCCAGGAUUUUUGGGUAAAGAACGACUUGAAUGUUACAGAUUUUGUUUUUCCAUUAAGGUUUUUAAAUAAGAAUUGCCAUAUCUAACAAAUGUGAAUCUUUAUGUCAAUAAUAUAACCUUUAUAUUUUUUCCAUUAUUUCUCUACAGCUUUUGUAAUUCUGCCCCACAGAAAAUGGACACUAGAAGCUGGGAGAGAAUAUGAAAUAUUUGUUGAAAUAUAUGACACUGACAGUCACAGAAUCUACCCUUCUGAUGUAAGAAUUCAAUUGUCUGUGUUAUUCAUUGUAAUUAGUUUUGUUGCAAAUGUUUAAAAUGGAUAUUACACCUACAUGUUGAAAACAUUUAAUUUUUUGUUUUUAAAGUCUUAAUUUACUCUUUAUAGAAUGUGAGAGUUGUCACUGAGUUUCCCACAGCUUACUUCAAAGUCUUUUACUCAAGUAAGAAUGGUACCUAUCACAGAGUCAAGGCCCUUAUGAAAGGAGAAACUGUUAUUGAUGGAACACUUGUCAGUGUUAUUGAUAAUGUAAGUACUUGUUAAUCCAUGUUUCUGUAACAGAAAUGAUUGUGUCAGUGCAAAACACAUUGGGGGAAAUCACAACACUUUUUGAACGUUAAAUGUAAGAUCUUUUUUCAGCAACUUGAUCCUAAAACUUAUUCAAACAGUUAAAUCAAAGCAUAAAAUUCCCCAUUUUCGGUGUGAUUACUUAUUACACACAUCUACACUUUCUUGGUUGUUUACACACAGCUGCACUGUGUCGGUUGUUACACAAAGCUGCACCGUGUCGGUUAUUACUCGCACUAUAUUUAAAUGGAGAUUAAACCCCCCUUAUUGCUGUGGAUUUGAAAAUUCAUGUUACAUUAUUUUAAUAAAACAGAACCCACCUAAUUUUGUUAGAUUUAGACCAAGUUAAAUAGCUAAUUUUAGCUCUUUAGAGCUCCUUCAACCAAAGAUAUGAACAAACGAUAAAAUCAAAAUAUGUGUUUAUAAAAACACACACGCAACAAAAGUUUUUAAAAAUGCUGGGAAAGCUAAUGACUAAUUUGUUGUUGUUCGUCCGUCGCAUGCGGAGAUGACCAAAGCAAUUUUCAACUUGAGUAGUAGCCUUGACUUGAGUUGUGUUUUGUUUAAAGUGAGGAAAGAGUUGCUCAAUUCACCAGCCUCACUGUUUUGUUCUUUCCUAUUUGAUCCAAUGGCAAGACUUCGUCAAUACAACUGAAAUAGACCAGGAUGCAAUAGGAGACAAGCAGUAAUGUGUGUGUGUUUCAUUGUGUCUUUAUGCAUUCUACGAUGCCAAAGUUUUUGAAAUUUUCAUUGUGUCAUAACACAUAUGGGACUCCAUCUCCAGGUUUAAUUUCAGAGUUUGCCUUCUUUUAGAUCAGUUGUCAUCCAAAGUUGACGAAUGUCAUCCACCUGGAAGGCUGUGGAUGUGUUUGCUUGUCUAGACAUUUUGCCUGGGAUUGAAUUCAAAUCCACUAGCUUUGGAUAGACUAUCCUCAUAUACCUACAAUUGCUUUAUUAGUUCAUUCCUUUCAACACAGCUAACAUCCAUACAUUCAGUUGUGAAUCAUUUUUACACUAAUUCCUUUUUUUCCCUCUUUAAAGUUAAGUUUCCACUCACAUAAAUUCUUCAGUGCUUGAACUUUAUAUGCAGAAUGGUAAGGAAGUGGCUGUGAGUCCUGAAGUCAAACGCAGUCAAGAUGUUGAAAUUUAUGAUCCCAUCAUUGUGACCCCUGAGCUGGUUGUCUUUCCAUGGGAUCCUCUGUCUAGAUGUAUUCACAAGUACACUCUUCAGGUAGAUUUUUUUUUUUUCAUUUGAAUUUUAAGAAACCUUUAAAUGACUUUUAAACACGAACAGCAUUAUAGCCUGAUGUUUUUUUUGUUUGGAAUAAUUCAGAAAUUUUUUAAAAUGAGAAUAAUGAAAAUUGUUGAAUUAGUAUGGUCUUUAUAAGAAAUUUUAAUUACAGAAAUGUCAAUAGCUGAUUAAUUCAAUAGAUCCUGAAUUUCUUAAUUUUCUUAAGUUAAUUUUGAAUUAUUUUUAUUUUUUGCAUAGGCCAGUGGUGGAAGUGGAGAAUAUGUCUGGAGCAUCACCGAUUCAGAUGUGGCGUCAGUAAAUACACAAGGGCAGAUAACCACUGUUGGUCCCGGGAAAGCCAACAUAACUGCAGCAGAUGCUAAAAACUCUGCAUACCUUGAUACCUCUGUGGUAAAUGUUUGGCCAAUUUUCUGUUUUUAGGUCAUUUUUAGCUCAACCGUAUUGUUCUCAAUGCCACAAACCUGUUACUCUAUGUUUUACUAAUAAAAGAAGCUUUUAUUCUCUAGCUCAUUAUAUUUUUAAAAUCUGUUGGAAAUAGAAUUUAUGAAGGCUUACUCUAUAUUAUGACUUUCUCAACUCUCCCAAUUGCUAAGAAUUCAUUGUUUCCCAUUAUUAUCUACAGGUUCAUGUGCUUCCACCAUCAGAAAUGAAUUUCUCACCAUCUAGAGUUGAGGCUUCCAUUGGAACUACCCUACAGUUACCUCUGAAUGUCUUCGCAAAAAUAGAUAGUAUGUUUUUACAUUAAUAGGUACUAUGUUCCAGGGGUGGAUCAACCUAUCGGAAAGAAUUAUUGUGUAACAAAACAAAAGCUUUUGAACAAAGAUACCAAAGUUUUAAUAUUAUUGUUUUUAAAUUAUACAGUAUUUAUAUACUAGCCUUUCAGUCCAACAUAAAGUCAUUUCAAUCUCAUAAUAAUAUGUCAAUCUCCUUGUAUUAAGAAUUGCUGAAGGCAGAGAGGUUAGUCCAAAGAUUGUGCUCUGUAAAUUUGACAAAUGCAGGAAUUGACUCAUAUUACUGUAAUGGGAUUUCCAAGAAUUCAGCUGAUACUAAAUUCAACAGUUCUUCUUCUAUAUAUUAAGGGUCCACGAUCAAUGAUUUUAUAAUUCUGGCUCCUAUGUAUGUAGAGGGAUUUGCAAUGUUUCUAUGCCUGUCUGUGCUGAGGAUGUUUCACUGGUUGCACUAGGGUUUGGAAGGCCUGAGGCAAGAAACACAAAUGCGUCAAGUGUUGUCGCCUCAACUGUUCCUUUUGGGAAGCAUGUUCCAGUUCUUUAUUGUCUUUGGCAGGAAUGAGCAGCUUCGGUUGUUUUACAAAGAUCGUACCUGAACCUGUUUGCCUUGUUGAAUUUAAUAGCUGCUUUUAUUUAUUUGUUUAAGUCUUAAGGUGAAUGGAUAUUUAGGCUAAACUGAUCAAAGAAUUCAGUGAUACUAGAAGCCUGAAUACAAUUAAAAAUACUAGAUAAUGGUCCAAAGAGGAUUUAUUGACUAAAAUCUUUGAAAGUUUCUAUGACUCAAAUGGUGGAUUACUCAUGGUUACAGUUUGAACAUUCUAAAAAAAAAUGUGCAAAAAGCAAAUUCAACUGGGGACAUAUGAUUCAAAGCGAAACUAUUUCAAAAUUAUUAUUUUUAUGUUACAAAAUGAUUUUAACGGUGCAAUCUGUUUGCCAAAUUCCCAACUGACAAUUCUUCUUGGGAUUCAAAGUUGAAGCAAGGGCAGCUCCAUUUCUGGUUGAACUUUAAGACCUUGCAUACAUUUUUUGCAAUUUAAAGAAAGGUCCUAGCCCUGAAAUAUGUCUAGAAGUAAAAAAAAUAACAAAGACAAUUAUGAAAAUAAUGGGGAUACACGCGUUUAUUAAAAAAGAGUAAAGAGCGAAAUGGGUUGGUUCAUAUCGUAUUCACUUUUAUAUCAUUUGCGAUUGUGAUCGUUCGGCUAAGUAAACAUGGAUUGAAUGAUGAUACAAAAAUUGAAAGGAAAGAAAUUAUUUCUGUUUAGAUGCCGAUCGUAUUCAGUAUAAUUUUCUUGUUACAUUUACUCACUUUUCCAAUACCAGUAUCCCAAGUUUUAUACGAAUAAAGUUUCUGGAAAAGGAAAUUUAUAAAAAGUCAAUUGAGAUCAACUUCAUCUGGAAACAAAUUGGAAGUAAUAUGCGGCUGAACUGCGAACGAGACAUAACAGCAAAUUGUAUGACGGACAAAUAAUUUAUGGCCUGGCAAAGCAUAGCAAUAAAUAUGGAUAUAUCCUCAAAUACCUAUGAUUAAGGCUUUGAUAUUAGCCUACAUGUAUCUUUGUAAUCUCUCACUUAAUAUGUGGGUUUUUAUUAUUAUUAAUUUCUCAUUUUAAAGAUUAUAUCUAAAUUUUUUAUAUUAAUAAUUAAAAAAUUAAGUAAGUUUAUUUUGUAUAUAUAUUGGUCUUUAUUUAUACCUAUUAAAACAUUCCCCCCCCCCCCCCCAAAAAAAAAGGUCAACAAAUACCAGGAGAGUAGAUUGAUUCAAUCCCGCGUUCCGCCACUGCUAAGUAUCACAAGAAGUACAUUUUGGGGCUCUAAAAUAAAAACCUUGAUUUAAACUGUUAUAAAAUAUUUGACUUUGCCUAAGUGUUACCCAUAUUUCAUGGAUAAAAUGAUAUGUUCACAAAAAUGUGUCAUCAUUGUUUAACACUUUUUUUUUAAUAUCUACAGAAACUCAGUAUGCUUUCACACACUGCCAUCAGCUCCCCUUGAACAUUACUUUCAGCGAGUUUUCUGUAUUUGAACAAGUUGAUCAAGGUAAUCUUCCAAUCGUCCCAUCACCGGUUUUUAAAUUAUAGAAGAAAAAAAAACUGAUAAAUAUUCUGUCAUUUUUUAAAUUAUUCUAUUUUGACAUCUUGUUUUUUGUUCUUUCCAAUGAAUAUAGAUGAAGAUGCUUCUCUGGGGGCACUUGAGAAAGGCUGUAGGUCAUUUACCUUUCUGGCCAAGCGACAAGGACACACUGAAGUCACUGUGACGUACCAAAGCAAAAAUGUGCUUCUGCAUGCAUCAAUUACAAUAGCUGCCUAUAAUCCUUUGAAGGUGAUACUGAUUGUUUAUUUGUCAAAGUAAUUCACCUGUGAUCAAAUAAUUUACUGUUUACUUCAUGAAUUGAUUGGGGAAAAACUUAAAUUUAAAAUUGUGAAUGAGUAAAAUUGUAAAAUGUCAGAUAUUAAUAUGUAAAUAAUCUUUUGCUGUUAUUGUAUUGAUCUCUAGCCUAUAGACCCAGAGGUAGAAGCUGUUGUGGGACUCGGGUCCUCUAAAGAAGUUCUAUUCACGGGUGGACCUCAACCGUGGGUUUUGGACUCAUCGAAAUUUUUACAAGAAUGUGAGUGUUUGUAUAAAUUGCCAAGGCUUUCAUUUACAGUCUUUGUUCAAAACCUUUUUUUAAUUUGAAAUAAAAUUAGUGCUUCCUUGAUUUUAAAUACAGACUUGCAAUCAGUGUUCAGAUUAUUUUAACUUAACUCUUUCUCUCGGGGUCAACGCUCCCAUCGUCGAUUUUAAAUCAGGUUUCUGGCGGAUCGUCGAUGUACAAAAACCUGUUUAUUUCGGUUCUUUUCUUAGCUAUUGGUUUUUAACUACUUUUAAUAAAAGCUAGAAUGGUUUCCCUUUCAUAAACAUCCGGUUUUUCUUUAUUUCAACGAGUUUUUACAUAGAAAGAAGUGUUUGAAGCGUUUUUUUUUAUUGUCCAUUUUAUUUUGUUUACAAACAUGAAAUCUUGACUUGACCUAUCUGGUGAUCGAUCUAAUAAAGGUUGAAAAUAUUACGCUACUGAAGAUUCAGACAGUGAUUUUUUUAUUUCGGAUGCAGAGGCUGAUUCCGAUGAAUCGUCAUAUAACUAUAAUCCUAGUACUAGUAUUAGUAUUACUAGUGACGAAAUAAUGUUCCUUCUAGAAGUGUUAAUACUGUUCCUAUUAUAAAUAAUGUAGAUUCUAAAAGGAAGCCUGCUAAUCUUAGCACUAAAACUGAGUGCGAUUAACCUUUGAAAAAUUUAGAUGUAAAUUUGGAGCUUGUAUUGUGACUAGCAAAAAAUUUAGAUGUAAAUUUGGAGCUUGUAUUGUGACUAGUAAGUCAAACGACCUUGACUAUUUUUUUUUACUUCGCUAGACACACAUUAUUCACAAGCUUGUACUCUCAAUAAAUGAGUAGGCUUCCUACAUAAUUAAAAUCAACACUCCAAGAAGACUAAUCAAAGCAAACAUGUGCCUAUUAGCUCCUAAAAGGACAAUGUGCAAACACUAACGAACAGGGCGAACUGUACAGGUAUGUUUGUGCUGGAUGUUAGUCAAAUCUGCACAUCCGUAUGGAUUGUUUUCAGGCUUACCAUAGCUAAACCCAGGUGAAAAGAUAUGACAAAUUUUUGGUAAAUUUUCCAUUUACCAUAAUAAAUGUUAGUACAUACAAGGAUACAGUGCAAAUAUUUUCUAAUAGCAGAUUUUUCCAGUGGAAAUAAAUAGUUUUUCUGGCAUUUUUUGUGUGGCGGUGACAAUAGAUAAUGUGAUCUGGUGUUAAUUUUUUAAUGUGAUCUUUAUUAUAUGUGAUGCACAUAUGGAUAUAGUUCAGAAAAAACACAUUUUUGUUACACUUUGGAGUAUAUAUUUCUCUUUGGGUGACUUGGAAUUAGAGUUUUGUGAAGAGUUGGUGAGUUUUUUUUUAUUUAAAAUUUUUAUUUUCCUUACAUCAUAAUCACAUUUAUAUAUUAAAAUUUAAACCCAAGUCUGUAUUAUCUGUAAAGAGCAUGCAUUUCCCUUUAUUUCCAUACCAAACUUAACAUUUUCUGAUGAAAAACAAAAAAGUUGUGAUGGUUUAGAGAUAACAUAGUAGUGUUUAACAAAUAUGCAAAAUAGAUAAUUCCGGCAGAACUCGGAAAUUAAUUCCGGAGAGAAAGAGUUAAGAGCUAAUAUUUGAGAGGGGGGAGGGGGAUAUUUAUUUCCAUUAACGACUUUUUAAAAAAAACUUCCAGUGGUACCGACAAAAGAUGAGUUGUUAAAAGUUGAAAAGGUUUCACCUUUACCAGCCAAUCGUAAGUACUAAAUUUGUAAAUAAUAAGCUCUCUUUUACCCUAAAAUUUAUUUUCUGAUUCUUUUCCAAUGAGUUUAAAAUGAUUAUUGGUAAGUUGGUUAGUUUGAAAGAAUGUUUAUCAAUUGUUUUUGUAAAAAAACAUAUUUUUUGCUCAUGACUUUUAGGAGGAGUUCACGCCUUCACCGUCUUUUGUCGAGAUUUUGGUGAGCAGGUAUGUAAAUAACUGUAUAAGAUUAUCUUUGAAUGAAUCUCUCUUGUCAGAUGUGAAUAAAGAGCCAAUUAAGCUAUUCAAUUCUCAUGCACUAGAGGCUUGUCAAGGCCUAUUUUAUGUAUUAUUUAUUUCAUAUUUCAACUUGGCCAUUUAUUUGAAUGUACAAUUUGAUCCAGAAAAUUCAACUGUCUGUGGGCAAUGGAAAGACUGCCAAAAACCAGUUUCCUGUGACGGAGACAACAUCAAUCAAGUAAUAAAGUUACUUCUCAAUUUUAGUGUUAUUUAAACUCCUGUAUAUAGCAACAUAACGAAACUGGGUAUAAACUGGUUGUCACAGAACGGUUGUUGCGCCGCAGGGCUCGGGUCCUGACUUAUCACAAACUGUAUUGAUUUAGUAUUGGUUAGUACAGGACCGCUCCUCUCUGUGAUCAUAUGUUGAGUGUCUAGGCGUUGGGACAGACAAAAAGCGGAACGUAAACUUUAAUGAAAUCCAAACAACUCAACUCCAAGUGUCCAGAUGAUAUGUUUGUCUCCUGAUGUUAUGGCAAUAACCUAGAAUUACCAUUUCGUGGCGUGCCCAAUCCAAACAUCUGAGGCGUUCUUUGCGUCUGCCAUGUACAAACAGAACACUCUGAAAAUUGUUAACAGCUAACUACUUGCCUAUCCCCAAGGUCUAUUCUUGAUUUACAGCUAUGAAAACUAAUUCUGUCACUUCCAGAAGACUAUCCACAAAUUUAUAACCUUUUCAAACCAAUCAUCAUAUCCCCUUCUUCUCCCCGGAAAUGCGCCUUAGCUCAUUCAAUAUCCAGCUAAUGUGGUACGAUCCUUGGGGAAAACCAAAACAAAACAGCAUCAUUACGCACUAUUGAGCUCUGUCCCGUACCCCCGCCACAGUCAUUUAUGACAUUGGUGAAAUGAACUGCAUGACAAAUGCAUUAAUGUAAGCCUUGCUGUAGCAACUUUGCAAGCUAGAUAUUAAUAUUUUUCAAAUUAUUAAUUUCUUCUACCUUGAGCCAGUGUUUCAUUGAAUAAAAAUAAGUACUCCUUUUCAAUAUUUAUUUUAAGAUAUGGCCCCUAAAAUACACUGGUGGUGUAAUAUUUAUUUUGUUGCUUUUCUUUGUAAAAAAAUCGCUGUGUUAAAUACAUAAAGAAUUGUUUAUUGAGUUUUUUCAUGAAUCGUUUGCUUGACUAAUGCUUAAAUUUUCAUUGCCUUUAUAGAUUUAUCUGUGCCCGGCCUGUUGAACUCCAUCUUCAACCUGUCAUUAAACUAAAUCACCAGUUGCCCCCCUGUCCUGUGCACCAUGAGAACGGCUUACCUGUAAGUGGUGAAAUUUCUCGUUGGUGUUAGAUUCAUAUGAUCCAUUUAAAGAUUUAUGUCUAAUUUAUCACAUCUCUAAAAAAAAAAAAAAAAUAACAGCCAAUCAUUUGUUUUUUUCCCCAGAUACCAGUACAUUAUGGGAGAGACUUGGAUGUGCUUGUGAGCGUAACUGAUUCCAGUGGGCGUCAGUUUCACAACUUCUCAUCACUCAUGAUUCAGUGGACUGUGUCUGCUUCCAACUUGGGAGAAAUAGUUUAUCCCAAAGAGCUGAAGACUCAUGUGGAUACUCAGCAAGAUGGAAGAAAGCUUUUAUCGAGUAUGUCUUUUCUGUUCAACCAGUUAGUGGAAUAAUGUUAAUAAUUCGGUAAUUUUUAAAAAAAAAUUUUAAAUGCACACUUUUUUUUGUGUAAAAAAUCUCUUUUCUACUUCAGUAUUUCAAACUGUGAGGCCAAAUAAGAAAACCGGUGACCUCAUCAUUACAGCGUCCAUUGACAGAUACAAAACUUCAGUUGCCAAGGUCUUUGGAAAACCAACUGUAAGAAUAAACAUAAGCUCAAUUCAUCUUGUUUCCCAUAGAUCAAUUAUUACUAUUUGCACUGACUAGCCCAGAAAAGUAUUGUCAAAUCUCAUAAAUUAAACAAGAUUUAAUUUUUUUAUCUUUUACUUAUAAAGAAUUUAGAAUGAAAACAUGGAUAAAAAUUAUUUCAACACUAAUCAAUUUUCAGGAGCGAAUAUCUCCAGUGAUCAGCAAGUCAUUAGAGUUGUCAUUAGUGGAAGAAGCCGUGCUGACACCUGCUUCUGUGUCAAUCUUUAAUCAUCCCUCCAACAAGGUCAGUUCUUUUAUUUUCUUAUUACUCAAGAACAUUAAUUGUUUCCUCACACUACCUGAUUUUUUAAAGAUGUAUGUUACGUGUUUCGCUGUCUCACUCUCUCUCUCUCUUUUAUCUCUUUCUCUGCACCAGAAACCAAAAAAGAAAUGCUCUAUAUUACAAGUUACUUACAUAUUUUCUCUGUUAUUUUAGGUGACUAUUGGGAUCCAGCAUGGUUCAGGCUACUUCUACCUGGAGCCAUUGCAAUCCCAAGUUUUAACUGCAAAGUACGAUCAAAAAGGAAAAAGCAUUCAGGUGAGAAAUAAAAUGGAGAUACCUAACAAGAAUCUUGGUUAAUUAUUGACAUGUUAUCCCCAUUAGGAGUUAACCCUGUUGUGUUUCGCUAAAAUGUUUGCAGUCUAUUCUAUUUUCUUGCUAAUUAUAGUGUCAUUUAUUUACCAAGUUAAAUGUUUCAAAAAGUGAGUUAUAAGGUUUCCUUUAAAUAGCCUCAUUUGUAAUGGUAAAUGUUAAUGUUUUUUUUCCAUUCUGCAUACCCAAGUAUGAACAGCCAAACUAUGUUCAACAAAUGCGCCAGCAUUUGUUUGGGGUAAUGACUGAUACUUGGUAUUAGUACAUAACACUGUGGAAUCACUAAAUCGUCAUCAUUUUACAAAACGUUGUAAAAAAAUCCCACCAUAUUUCACUUGACAUCCAAGCACCUUGUACUUUAUUGACAUCUUUGUAUGCCAUAAUUCUAGGUUUAGCUCUGUUUCCUGUUAACAUUUUAUUUAUCUCUUAAUGAGCUGUUUCUUUUUCUUUUCAUUUAUCUUUGCUGUUUCACUAGUUGUUCUUUUGUUUGUUGCUCAAGAUGGUGUUAGGCUGAUACUUUCCCUGUGUUUUUGUCUUUUAACAAGCUUUUCCAUGCCAAAAGCUUCAUAUUACUUAAUAUAAUACUGGAUCAGAGUCUCCCCAAUAUUUUUUAGAUGAAUUAUAUAUAGAGAGUAUUUUUCUAUUUUGUUUUUCUAGGUCACCCCUCAUAAGGAUGGCUCACAAUCCUUUACUGUGUAUGACCUUUGCCUUGAUGUAUCCUCUCACCCCAUAGCCUCAAUUUCUGUGUCUGGUGUUGGAAGUGUCCAUAUUAUGGUUAUUGACAAGGUAGGUCUAUUAAAUUUUUUUUUAAACUUUCAGCCAGGUGCUUUAUUGGAUUUGUUAUUUUAAAUCUAUACAAGUUCCUAAUUUGAAAUUAGAAGAUGCAAACAUUGUAGGACAUUUUAUUUUGCCAGCCAUUACUGGCUUAAUGAUGAUAAAUUUUAGGAUCAUCUCUUUGAAGCAUAUUUUUUGUGUUAUAUUUAGAUACUUUCUUAAUAAAUGGAAUCAUAAAAUCAUUACUUAAUACUUAAAUAUAAAUUGCUGGACCAUUCUGUUACAGGUUGAAGUAUUAAAAGAAUUUAAAGCCAAAGUGCAAGUGCUGGAUUUGAGGGGCAAACCCCUUCUUGCAAGUUUUUUCUCACUUAUGGGGCUUAAAUUGGAGGCAGCUUCAGACAUUCUUACGCUCAGGUAAUUUUGAUACUUAGUAUUUCUUUAUGAUUUACCUCAUCACUGUACGUCCUCAUCCAAAUCAUACAAUUGCCUCACAUCUCCUUUGUCAAAAGUUAAUAUGCUCAUAGAAUGUAGAAUUUAAAAAAAUACAGAUCAGCUGCUCCUUCUGUGAGACUUGAUUGCUCAUAAUAAUAGUAAAGGGAUUUGACUUCCUCGUUUUUUUUUUUACUACCAUGGACUCUACUUGGUAUAACAGAGACAUAUCCUUGUUACGCGUCUUUGCAUUUUCAUUUGUUGUUUUUUGUUUUUUAACUGUUUGUAAUUUAAGUAGUGAGGUUUUGAAAACGAAUUUUCUGUUUUAGAAAAGUGAUUUAAUCUAAUUUUAUUUUUAGAAUACAUUCUCCAAGUUAUCCAACUGCUCCUCAAAACACUUUCCAUCUACAAAUAUAAUAUUGCAAGCAACAGUUGACAAAUAAUCAGCUGAAAAAGUAACUCUUUUUUCACUAUUCCAUUUGAUACAAAUCACCAGUUUUGUACCAACCCUUGACCAAUACUUUCAGUAUUCAAAAAUUCCUAAUUUUCAUCCAUAUUUCUAAAUCUAGGCCACAGCACAGUGACUCGGGAGAUAGUGUAACUGGUGUUUACACAGUGAUUGGAACCCACGUUGGCCACACCACUCUUACAGCAAGUGUUAGGCUCCCCACUGGUCAAGUUAUAUACAGCAGCCCUAAGCCCUUGGAGGUUUUCCCGCCUUUGAGAUUAGAACCCAAAAACAUUACCUUGAUCAUUGGGGCAGUUCUUCAGGUAACUAGAUUUUUAUAGUCUGUGAUUUACUGGGGUAAUGUUUAAUUAAUUCAAUAACAUUAUACUUAAAAUGUUUGCAUUACUAUUUAUUUGCAACUGUCCCUACUGAUUUUAACAUUUACUAUUCUAGAUUUAAGCAAAUAAUGUGCCAAUAAAUUUCAAAUCUACCUAUUGGGUUUUAUUGCCUGUUUCCAUAUAGUUCCCAUGCAUUUCUUGUCAAAUAACCAGAAUAUGUAUCAAUUAAUCAGCUAAUGGACUUAUUGUGCAAACAUUUAUAGAAGAAAGACAAAAAUAUGUAUUUCAUCCUUUAACCCUUUACAGUCCGAUGCGCCCGAAAUGCGCCGAUUUUUUCCUUAAGCCUACAGUCCGAUGCGGCCGAACCCGCCCGUUUCGAGGUGUUUACUUUCGUUCUUAGCACAGCGGAAAUCCAUUGCGCAUUACUAUUUAUAGUUCUACCGGAAGAAAGCCUCGUUGUCGGCAUUUAUUUCGAUACUAGUUUGACCGCGGUGUGUUUAGGGGCUGAUUUUCUAUGAUUUUUUUAAAAGUCGCGAUUUUUUCGCUGUAAAAAAUGGCUAUCUAAGCCUUGGAUACACUUUUGAAAGAACUUAGGCCUAAUGAAGCUUCACUAUUUCAUGAGUGGGAGGGUCUCUGAAACUAUUUUUAGGUUUAACUUUUGCUUUAAUCAUUUCUUUGUAUUUAGGUAGUUUUUAUUUUAUUUUGUUGCUUCUAGUUUAUUUUCUGUAAAUUAAUUAGAUAAAGAACCUUCAUUUAAAAUGGAGUUAUGUCCCUUUGCUUGGGCGCUGGGAGUAGACAAGGCUGAAUAGGUUUGGACUGUAAAGGGUUAACAACAAGCUGCAUUGAAUUCUACAUUUAGAAGUGGCCAAUGAAUUAAAUAUAUUGGUAAUUGAAACAAGGGCUCGCCAAAGAAAUCAUGCAGGGCACAAGAGGAGGAAGACAGACAAAAAUAUAGGAAGAUAACAUAAAGAGUGGACGGGUCUAAAACUAGGCGAAGCUGUGCGAAGUGCAGAAGACAAAGAUGAUGGAGGAGGAUGCUUUACAUGUCAUCUGUGGCGCCCCAACGGUCCAAGGACUAAGGGACAUGAUGAUGAUGAUGAAUUGAAAGACAUUGCCCAAAAGCCGUUUUAUAGAGGAAAGCACCAAUUAAAAAAUAUAUAACUGAUUUUUGAAUUUGUUUCUAAUUCCCAGGUGCUUGCAUUUGGAGGACCUCAGCUACAGAGUAAUGUUGAGUUCUCCGUCCAAGACAGUCGUAUUUCAACGGUAACAGGUGGGGGCAUUCUAGACGCCCUAGAUAUUGGAAGCACCAAAGUUAUUGGCAAGUCAGUUGGCACCGAUUCUGUUACAGGAGAGAAAGUCAUCUACUCUCAGGUUGGUGACAGAACUAAUGCUUGCAUGACAAAUUCUUUCACAGGAGUCUUAACUUAAAGUUUCUCUGCACCCUUUGUGUUUGGUCUGAUGGUAGAAUUCUUAAUGUCUGAAUUGGGGGGGGGGGGGGGGUUUACAAACUUGAUGUGAUUUUUGUGUAAGAUAGAAGUUACAUUUAUGAAACAAAUUUAUAAAAAAAGUUACACAAGUGUCAGGAAUUUGUAAUGAAUUAGCCUUAGUAAAAAAAUCUAGGUUCCUUUUUCUUAACUUCACUUACCAGAUUUGUAUGCUUUCAAUAGGAUGAUGCUGUUGUGAAUGUUGUCAUUUUAAGGGGCAUUAGGAUACAUGCUCCUUUGACCAGACUUCAAGCGGGAACACAGGUUAGAAGAAAGCAAAACUUACACAGUUUGAUCAGAUUUGUUUAAAAAAGUCAAUCAUAAAUUAAAUCAUUAAAUUGCAAUGGCAUUUGUUAUGUACCUCAAUUAGUUUUUAAAAAUUUGAUCCUUGUUUUAAAAUGGCUCGUUAACCAAACAGUACAUAACAAACUGACAAUGCCAUUAAUUAAAUAUAAUAAAGAAAGAAUGAUGUCCCAACUAGUGCUAAUCUACAAGCAAUUUAUUUAUACUAUUAAUUUAGAUAUAAGUAUAGAAAAUCUAAAAUAAAAGUUCUUCAAACUUACAGCAUGUGACUACGUAUAAUAAUAAAAUAAAAAUAUGAAUCCACACACACAAUGAAAUUCUUGUAGGUCUCAUAGUCUUGUAUCUCUCAUAACUCUUGUAUCUCCAACGUCUGGUACAACUUAUUUAUAGUUUAGGACAGAGGCGUUUCUAGAAUCAUGUUAUGUUUAGGAGGGCAAGUGAGAAUUAUCCAUCCCUAUUUAGAACCCUUUAGUCAGUUCAAGAGAAGCAGCGGUUGAAUGAUGACCAUCCCAACAAGGACAAUUUAAUAGGUUUUGGCGUUUUUAAAAAAAAGGGUGAAUUGAGGAUGAUGACUUAAGCUGUUUUAGCCUGCAUGCUCACAGUGCUCUAAUGUCCUCAAAUGUAUUAAAAGAAAAAAGUCUUUAAAUGUUUCUUAAAUAACUCUAUGGUACAACUCCAUGUUUAGCCAAAAUUGGGUCAUUAAAGUCUACACACACGACUUGGCUGUAACACAUUAAGGAAAUGUUACUUCAAUAUUGUUGGAAUCUUAAACCAUUGAUUAUUCCCCAGACAUUUGAAAUGCAGGGGUUAUUUGUAUUUAUACAUAGAUGUGUGCUCAAAUCACAAGUUAAUGUACAAGUCAGGAAUAUCUUGGAUGGUUUAAACUUUAUAUGAGUGUUACAUUUUAGCAACAACACUAUUAUAUGCCAGGAAUCUCACCUUUCUGCUAUCUUUGUUUUGGCUCCUGCUCUUAGAGACGAAAAAAUUUCUUGCCAAUAAAUCAUAGUGGAUCUUUUUAAAAAAGCUUUGGGAAGGCCCCGUCUAAAAUGGCUGCUUUUAAUAUUUAAAAAAAAAGAGCAAGAGAAAUGUAAUCCUGGCCAAUGUAUCUUUUAAGUUUAAGUAAAAUCAUUUCUUCUCCAAUAGAUGCCUGUGUAUGCUAUGGGCUUGACCGACCAUGAAACACCAUUUGCUUUCGCCAACUCUAUUCCACCUCUGAUUUUUACUUGGUCAGCAAACAGCAGGGAUGUGUUACUGCUGCAGUCAGUAUACCAUAAGGUGAGAUGAGAAUAUUAUUUUUUUUUUAAAUGACAAAGUUUGGCAUAUUUUUGAAAAUCCUAUCAUAGUUAAACUAAAAAUAGCUGAAUAAGCUUUAAGAUAAGAAAAAGAAAACAUAAUGUUUUUGGACAUAAUAUUACAGGAUGUGCAAACAAUUAUUUUAAAACUUAUAAAAAUAAUUUUUUAAAGCAAUUUAGGGGGAAAAUGUAAACCUAACUUGCAAUGGAAAAUGUUUUGUUUCUGUCACCCUUUAGAGUGGAAUUCAUACACCCCAAGAAAACAACUUUGCGCAACAAGCUUUUGCCAGAGAGACAGGUUUUGCCAACAUUAAGCUCAAAGUUCAAACAACACCUCAAAGUAGACUGCAGCUUCAUGGAGACUUAUUUCAGGAUGAAGUCCAAAUCCAUGUUUGUGUUUUUAGCUAUCCAAAUAAAUAGAUAUAACAUUGAAUUAGAAGUCAAGUAUAUAAUGCUGGAUGUUUACUAAUAACAAAUUAUUGACCAGCAUCUUUAGGAACUAAAUUUGUUAUGAAAAAAACUAGCAGGACUUGCCAUUGAACUGAUGUAAUUCGUAAUUAAAUUUUUGAUUAUUUCUCAACGCUUGUGUUUCCAGGUAUUUGAAAAAUUGGCAUUGUUGAACCCAACAGUGUGUCAUGAUCAAAUUAGGAUCACACCUAACACUGAUACCUUCUUCAAGACGAAUAGGUGCGUAUGGGACACUGAAUUAAGUUUGUACAUAUCUUACUUCAUUUAAUAACUAAUAGGCAUGUAUUGAACUCUGAAUUUGUUUAAACUAAAUCAUGUCUUCUUAUGACUAGUAAGUGUUUUAUGAAUAUAUAGCAAAAAUUCAUUUCCUCUAAUAUAAAACUGAAACUCUCUCUUUACUGAUUUUUCAAACACAUGCAUAUCUCAUUAAUUAACAGAGAUGUUGCUGCAAGAGUAAGGUAUUUUAUCAUGGAAGACAGUUACGAGACGCCUGUAGUUCGUAUAUUGGACAACGGCCAUUUGAGAUCAGGACCUAUUCCUGGAAAUGCUUUGCUGCAUGUAGUAGCUGAGGAGGAGUUCGGCAUUAACCAGACACUUGUUAUUUUGUUAAAGGUGAGUGUACAAAUUAUUAAACUGUAAAAAUCACUGCUCUCAUACAUUGCAUUAUCUGCACAUGACGCUAGAUAACUGCUGCGGCUUUGUGAAAUUCUUCACUAGUUUUAUGUAUAUUUGAAAAACUGCUGGAAAUUCAUACUUCCUGAAUAUAAGUAGAAUGGGUGAUACUGAGCACAGCCCUAAAAAAAAUGUAUUUCAAAUGUGCAGGUAAAGCCAGUUUCCUACUUGAUGAUAAACUCUGAUACAGCCAUCCUGACGGCAUUGCCCAACCAGCUCCAUGCUGUGCCCAUAGGAGCCACCCUGCAGUUUUCUGUCCGCUACCAUGAUGAUGUUGGAGAUCAGUUCUACGCCACCAACAUUCAGCUGGGCAUUCGUUGUAGCAGGUUGGUAAAAUUUUUAGAUGCGUGUGAUGUUGACGGAAGUUCAAGAAGCUGCGUAUGUGCAUGUGGAAUGCUGUGGAACACUAUUUGAAGCUCUUGGUCUUUGGUAGUUAGAAGCUCUAGAACUGUUUGUCAUAUAAAUUUUUAUUAAUUAUUGCUGCCAUAACACUAAUAAAAGUUGGCAACAUUAGGAAUAUUGAGGCCUCAAAGUAAUGUUCAAAUCUUUUCUAAUUACCAGAUAUGAUUUGCUUCAUGUGUCGAAUGGUGCAGAUAACAACACCUUGGUUGUACGUGCAGGAGAGAUUGGUAACACUGUACUCAAGGUAAGAGUAUAUGGAUAUAUAAGGGCUUCCAACCCCGGGUUCAUGAUACCCUCGCUGAGUAGCAUUGGAAACCAGUAAAAUAUCCUCUUCAACACCAGGCACAGAAAUAUUGCAAAUUCCAUCUGCAUCCAUAGGAGCCAGAAUGAUCGAUAAAUUGAUCGUGGGCCCUUAAUAUAUAGAAGAAGAACUGAGAUUUGUCAGUGUGUGUGCUACAUUAAGCUAAUCUACAGGUUCUCACACUGUGUUACAGGAAAUUUCAAAACAGAUGUUUUUAACACUUAUUUCAUUCAAUAUAGCUACCUUAUAACAUUCGUGUAGACAAUUGUAGUCAGUUCAAGUUUUCUGCAUAGCGUUAUAGUUUCCUUGAAUAUGGCAAGCAUUCCUAUGGAAAAACAGGAUUUGGUUUAAAAAAUCUGCUGGAACUCUUCUGAUGUGGAAUUUAAAAUGUCACUCACUGUGGUUCCUUUUCAGUUUUAACCUCCAUUUGUUCCUAGCUAUUUCUAGAAGAAUUAAUUUUUAACACUUCUUUAUAUCAAAGAAUGGCGAGAAACAUAUUAAAUUUUUCCAUAUAACAUAAAGUUAGCUGAGCAUUUAGAAGCUUGAUACCAUUCAAGUGCUGAAAGAAUAAAGUCGUUUGUGUAAGGUUGGAGAUAUAUAUUCUAAGAAAUUAAAAAAUUAUUGAAAGCCUACUUUAUGCAAAUGUGUUGGAAGUUUGGGAAUUGCAUGGUUGUAAUAUGUGUGUGGGGGGGUGGGGGGGAGGGCUUGAAAGUAAAAAAAUGCUUGCUGAACACAUCAAGUCCUACAGCAAAUUAGUUUAAUUUUUGUAAUUCUAAUGGUAUAUUCAUUUGUUAUGCCAAAGACUUAAGAAAUGACAAAUUUUGAAGAACUUAAAAUUCCAGUUACUGAAAUCCAUUUCAACCCAUUUAAUUUUUUCUGUAGGUCUGGGAUAAACACAAGCCAUCUAUGGCUGAUUAUGUCAAUAUUCCUGUUGGGCAUGCUAUUUCACCAGCACAGGCAACCAUCAUACUUGGAUCCAUUGUUUGCUUCAGUUCACACAUCAUCACAGAGUCAGGUAGGUCACAGCGCAGCGGUGUUUUCACCCUUUUAUUUGACCUUACAACACAUGAAAUGCUAGAAACUGAAAUUCUGUGAUAAACGGUGUCCAAUUAAACUAUGAUGAUAGAUUAGAAGGGUUGUAGGUUCCAAUCUUACUUUCUCAAUAAUCUUUUUCUUUCAUUGAUUUAGUCUGAUUUAUAUAGAUAGACAUCUAUCAAAUGUGCAAUGACAUCUGUGAACCUAAAGAAAACUCAUGAAUUGAGAAGUGUUGAGCGUACCAGAUGAUAGUUCCAUUCUUUUUUUUCAUCAUCUGUUUAUAAUUCAAUAAUAUGGAAAUGGUACCAAGGUUAUAGAAUAAUCUGUGGUUUAACUUUCUGAAAAGUGGGACAUUUUUCUUCAAAUUUUGAAGUCAUGAGGUUUUUGUUGUUUUUUUUUUUUGUUGGUUUUUUUAAAUUUUUUUUUUUUUUUUUUUUUUUUUUUUUUUUUUUUUUUUUUUUUUUUUUUUUUUUUUUUUUUUUUUUUUUUUUUUUUUUUUUUUUUUUUUUUUUUUUUUUUUUUUUUUUUUUUUUUUUGGUUGUUUUUUUUUUGUUGUUUCUUUUGCAACUUCUCUAGUGCAGUUGUUUUUUUAACUGUUUACAUCUGCGGACCAGUGAACAUAGGAAAAAUAAUUGGGGUAUGUCCAAUUAAAAUGUAAUCUCAUAACCAAUUUUUUAAUUCUCUCCCCUUAUUGUCACACAGCUUUAAAAAAAAAAAGAGCCUUUCAAAAAGAUGCCAUUAAAUUUUUGACCUGACAACAUAUUUUCAUGUUUUCAAUCCCUAACGAAUUGUUGUAGUCGGGCUGAAUAUGAUAAACUACCAAAACCUUUAUAAUAUAAUUCUUAACUUUGAAAACUCCAAGUUGUAUUAAAUUUUUCCCAAACAAAUGACACAAAUGUACAGAUACACUGGCAAAUUUUGAUGCCUCAAAUGUUACAUUUGACCUGCGGAUUCCCAAGGUUGCACCAGUUUUCCCCUAUCAGCUAUAGCUUUAUAGAUAUUGAAAAUAUGUCAUUUUAAAACAUGAAGCAUUAUGGUAAUUAUUUAAACAAAAGUGUGGUGUUCUGGUAGUGUUCGUUGCUGCAUCCAUAUACUGGCAUCUGUGCAACGGUUGGGGAAUGGUGUUGCUAGUCUAACAGCUCCUAGCAGAUGCCAGGGCAGCCUUGAAGCUUUCGACUGAUUUAGAGUUCACAGUGGCAUUGUCCAGGUGGUUCCAAGCUAUUGUACAUGGAAAGAAAGAUUGUUUAUACUGCAAUGUGUUGCACCGAGGCACAGUGAAGCAUUUGCUAUUGUUUUGGUUGUAAUUGUUUAUGGGGUUGUCAGUGGGCUCUGAUCAAUCGACCCGGCUUCUGUUGGGGUGAGGUACGUGCCUGCUGGGAUGGCCGGCACCAGUCCCAUGACCACUUUAUAUAUGAAUAUCAGGCGGAGUCCCUCUCGUCUGUCUUUAAGGGAGGGGGGUGUCAAAUCUUUUUAAGAGGCCAGUGACGAAGCCAGGAGUGGUGGAUUUGUAGUCACGUGCGAUAAAAUGCACCGCGUUACUUUGAAUUCGUUCCAUCUUGUCCACUUCUUGCUUAAGGUGUGGGUCCCAAAUGAUCGCACCAUAUUCUAAUAGUGGACGGACGAUUGCGAGAUAGACAUUUCGUUUGCAGGAGGUUGGGCAGUGGCGCAGAUUUCUUCUAAUGAAACCUAGGGUGGAGUUGGCUUUUUUAUAUUUUUUUUAUGGGGUGAUCACUUUAGGUUAUUUGAGAAGAGAAUUCCAAGGUAUGGAUUAUUUGAUACUUGUUGGAGAAUUGUCUCGUUUAGUGAGUACAUAUAGGUUGAUUGUUUUUUUUCUUGAUAUGCUCAUUGUGUAGCAUUUGGUUUCAUUAAAUUUCAUGCCCCAUUUGUCCACCCAAUUCAUAAGGCACUUCAAAUCCGUUUGGAGGUGGUUGUGGUCAUCGUAGCCGUUUAUCUCUCUGUAGACAAGACAGUCAUCUGCAAACAGACUCACUUGAGAUUUUUUGGUGUGUGAAAAUGUAAUUAUUUUAUAACAAAAGAGCAGACUUUCUGGAGCCAUUGUAUCAUAAAUAUACACAAAUGCAGCUCCUUUCAUAAGACUUCAUAAGAUAUGUUCUUGCAAGACAAUCUCAAAUAAGAUUCCAAUAAAAAAUCUCCAUCAUGUGUGCAUUUCAUCAACCUUGUUAUCUGGCUGCCAUAUCUGGUGAACUCUUUCAUUUCACUCUUCGCAUAAGGACCAAGUGACUGCAAUAUAGUUUUUUCACAACAAGAAUAAAUAGAGGAUUAGAUAAAGGAAAGAGGAUUACAUUUUAUUUAUUGUUUUUUUUUUUAAACGAUGGUCAUUUAUGCAUUUUCUAAUUUGCUGACCAUCAAAAUUCCAGCUUUCAGUUCUUUUGAGAAGUUGAUAUUCGAUGUGCAUUGAAUGCUUUAUUCAAAGGAUCUGCAAACAGUUUUAUCAGGGAGACCUAGUUUUAUAUUUAUUUGCAGUAGACUUAUUUUUAUCUUAUUUUAUUGGUACUAAAGCUUAAUUGUUUACAUUUUUCCUCCUACCACUGUAUUUCCCUGAAAGGACAAUCUUUGCAUGCCAAAUUUUCAUGCUGUCUCUACUAUCCUGUAAUAAAUGGAAAGCUAGGAUACCCCUGUAGCCACUCUGUAAACUGGGAGAAAACAAUUGUUUUUUAAGUUUAGACAAAUCACCCAAAGAUGAGGUUAUUUAAAAUAACAAUUUAUCUUUUCAAAGACUAAAGAGAUGGCAUGUAUUUUCUUCAUCCUGGUGAUUGACCGUUUGGGAAAAGAACCAGAUUUGUUGCCAUUUAUUUUAAAAAAACAUUUCAAACUACGAUUUGACUGUGGAGGAAAAGACGGCACACACUUGACUUACAAUGUGAUAAACAAAAUGUGCUCUUUAGGUUUCUGAUGUCUCACACAAUACUAAGUUCUUGUCUUUAAUUUUUCUUUUAAUGGUAGCAUAUACUUUUAUCCCCUUUGAUGAAAUGUAGCCUUAAGUUUGUUUCAGUCUGAAGCACAUUAUUUUCCAUAAUGUACAAUAUGCUGAGUCCAUGUUUAUCUUGAUCUCCAAUCUUGGCACCAAAUAACCCUAUCAUAUUAUGUUCUUUCUUUAAACUCGUACAGAUUUCCUACAUCUUGUAAAUAGAAUGUAUAUGCUGCUGUUUUUUAACAGAUCAGCCUGGGAGCUUUAGAAAGGAACAUUUAUGCAGUCUAAUAAGAUGAUGAUUUGACAUCUAACUACUUUGCACAUGAUUAGUUAAUAAAGCAGAACAAUGUCAAAAUGUCAAUGUGUAUUAUAAAAAGUAAUUCUUUCUGCACACUCAAAAUGUUGGUCAUAUAAAUUCAUUUAUUUUACAUUUAAAUUAAACAAAUUAAUGAUGUACUGAUUUAGCAAAAUUGACCUUAUAGGGCUUAAAUAGAUGAUGAUAAGUUUUUAUACAUUGAAUGUUAUCUUAAAAACUAGAGCUGUAAUGAUAAAUCCUAUGCAGUUUUUUUUAAAUCAGUGCAACAAAUAACACUAGGAACCGACUUAAAACUCAAGGUACCAAGAAAAGGGUAUUUUUCAUGUCUUUUAUUAUAGUAAAACAAUUUUAAUAAUACAUUUAUAUUAAAAAUAUAAUUUUUUUAGCAUUUUAUUUUCACUCUUUUUUUAAAUAUUCAAGUUUCCUUUAACAAUAACAGUCAUUCCUUUAUUUACCAACCCUUUUUUUUUUCCUAAUACUUUCAGGUUUUUCUGGUUCAUGGUUGUCAAAAUCAGUUUCUCUAGACAUUGAAGAGAACUCUGGGAUAAGUAUUGCCAAGUCUGUAGGACGUGCCAUGGUGACCUUUGCAUUUUCUCCUCUGACAUCAACUAAAACUGAGGUGGGGGAAAUCUCUAACAAAACUUUUUAAACAUAUUUGAAUUAAGACCUUACUGUUAGGGAGCUUUGUAAUGAAACCCCAGAGGAAAUCUGAAGGUUGAUUGCCAAGUGUCCAUUUCAUGAGAGCAUUAACAUCUUGAGCUGGUUUCUCAAGGAACGGCAAUAGAAACCAGUUAGUUUCAUCUUAUUUCAGAUGAAGCCAUAGAAACCAGUUAGUUUCAUCUUAUUUCAGAUGAAGCCAUAGAAACCAGUUAGUUUCAUCUUAUUUCAGAUGAAGCCAUAGAAACCAGUUAGUUUCAUCUUAUUUCAGAUGAAGCCAUAGAAACCAGUUAGUCUCAUCUUAUUUCAGAUGAAGCCAUAGAAACCAGUUAGUUUCAUCUUAUUUCAGAUGAAGCCAAAUGAUCAUAGGAAUUAGUGCUGACGUUAGAUUUUGUUUAAAAAAGUUUUAAAAAAUAAUAUUUCAAACUUGUUUUAAUUGACUAAAUCACAUAGUUACAAAUAAAAAUAGAAGAUUGAUGGGUUAAAAAUAAAAUGUUGAGUACUGAUACUAAGUAAAAUAAAUUCUUUGCAUGUUUUUCUUCAUUACUUUAUUAAUGUUUGUUUCGGGCGACAAAUGCUGUUAACUGAAACGUUAGCUGUUUUGUUGUGUUCUGUAAAAUUUCACAGUAUUUCCUGCAUUUUUACCUGAGUCUUUUAUUGCCAUGCAAGCUUAGUUCCUAAUAAUAAGAAUCAACCCAAUGUGGACAUGUUCAAAAUCAUGUUCCUUAGAAUUCAAGUACUUAAAUUUGUUCCAUUCCCCAUUGGGUACAGCUAUCAUCAAAGUUGAGAGAUUAUGAAUAUUUUAAAUAAGAGUAUGAUCAAUUUUUUUUUUUUGUGGUUUAAUUAAUAGAGCACUGUAAUUACCUUUUGUGAUUCUGAAAUUUUGCAAAAAGUAUAAUUCAUAUUUAAAUUUUUUACUUUGUAUUUUUAGGUGAUGAUUGAACCCAUUAAGUUUAUCACUAUAGACAGAGGACUUGGCUAUCUCACCAACUCAGCAGUGAAAGGAAAAAAUCCUUUCUUUCAGAUUUCAUUUAGUGAUGGUGGAAAUGUUGUUGGUAAGAGUCGUAAUAAAAUUUUGCUGUCUUCAGAAAUGAAGAUUGAAUGUUUUAUGUGGACUAAGUUUUUAAUUAUAUUGGUAAGGAUGCCACACUACACAGACUGAGCUCAUUUCGUUUACCUCUGUUGUCACAGAACAGCUAUUAUUGAAGAAGGUUUUUCAUGUCUGUGAUUAUCUAUGCUUUAUUUUCCAGGCUCACGAAACAAUAUACUUUUCUCUAUUUCCCACUAUUUUGUGAGACUCUGGCAGGCAAAACGAGUCUGCAUUUUGUUGUCCUCUUAUGCUAUCAUUAUGGGAAAGGGACAUGAUUCUGUUUCUAUUUCUCAGCCAUGAUGAUCAUUGCGUUUCUCUAAAAGCUUCAAACAACCACCGCCAUGUAGAUUGCAGUCACUUUUUACAUUUUGAAAAAUAUUGUUCUCAUUAACUAAAUCUUGAUUAUAUAUGUUUCUUAUAAUUUCUUUUUCAAGGACCAAACUGCAGUUCGGUCAUUGCAAGAACCAAGUUUUCUCCAUCAUUUAUUCCUUACCUGUGCCAUCUUGAGUUCACGAACAGAAAUCAGGAUCUUAGCAUACAAGAUCUUUUCGAUGUCAAACCUCAUUUUGACUCGGAGAAAGGUAAUACUGUCAUAAUAUCUUAAAUAGAAAGUUAAUUUUUUAUGGCAUUCAAGCCUUAUUAACACUGUCCGGGGUGAAUUCUAGCAAGAAAAUAUUUACACACUUUUAACUGCUACUGAUAAGCCAAUAUGGGUAUCCUUUAAAACUUAGCGGCAAUACCUCUCCACAAUUGUAGGACUUCACGGCUGUCAAGUUCUUCUGGCUCCAUCAGAACACCCUGUCCAACAGGUGGCCACAUUUGAAACUGGUGUCGUAUUGAGUGCCCGUGUUCCAGCAUCGCCUGGUCAAGCGGAGGUUGAAUCCACUCCCGUCUCUCUCAGUUUCAUUCCAGCAUUUCAUGUGCAAAACUCGGAGCUCCACCUGACCACAGCAUCGCGUCAAGGCUUUAUCCGAGUUGUGUCAACAGCUAAUGUGAUUCCUGACAUUGAGGUAUGUCCUGAACAAGAGCAAGUUAUUAUUUCCUCCUGCUUUUAAGCACUGUAAAUAAAAGCAUAAUUAAAUUAGGAUAAUUUAGCAAAGCAAGCCUGCCAUAACCCACUAGGAAUAAGAUUGAGUCAUGAGAACAAAUCUUUGUAAUUGCUGUUCAGACAUUUCCGAUAAUUAAUUAAUAAAAUUAAUUCAUAUUAUCAGUAUCUAAAUUCGGUUGCUGAAAUUAGUUUUUGCUUUGCUGUGACAAAAAGCUCUAACAUUGAAUUUUACUCCUAACUUCAGAUUAACGUCAGUGACCACAUUCUUCUCCAAGCACUUACCCCGGUGAAAGACUCAAGUUCUAGCAAUAUUAUUCAGUUCCCAGUACAGCUAAUUGACUCCCUGACAUUAUGGGAUAGAGAACAGCUUGACCUCUCUAUAGAUGUCUCACACAAACUGACAGGCCAUAAAGUUCAAAUUCCAGUAUUUGUCAAGCUCAUCGGACAGAAACCAUCGAUACCUCGUAAGUAUUUUUACCAACUUUUUAUUUACUUCAAGUGUUUUUGAAAUGGGUUUUAUAACUCUUUGAUCUCAUUUAUCUGCUUAUGCUGAAAUGCUACAGAACUGAAAUUUGGUACAUGACUCUGAAUGACCUUUUAAUUUUUCUAAAUCUGAAGGAUGCUACAUUUCUAAUUCUGAAAUAUGUUUAGUUAUAGUUACGAACUGGUAGUAAAAACAAAAUGGAGUUAUCAAAGCAAUGACUAGGAUGCUAAUCAAGUCAUAACUUCUGUCACAAUUGAACAUUGGCCUGUUUGCACAUCACAGUAGGAUAUUACAAGUUUGCAAGCUUGCAGGUUAAUAUCAAUACAAGAAAGUAGGCAAUUAAGCUCAAGACAAUUUCUGUCAAUUUGAGAUUAUAGGGGAUAAUGUUAAAUGUCAUAACUAUUUUGUUUGAUUUAAAGGUGAUAACUCAAAUUAUACAAAUGUUGUUUUCACUCUAAGAUAACCGCCAAGCGCUGAGCUGGUCCACACUCAUAAAUUCUACCGUUAGCAAUUACCAGUCUUGGUUCGUCAUCUGUUUAAUAGUACUACUUACAGCAGCGACUGUCCUUGGGGGUGAGGCCAAUUGUUUUUAUUGCAUCAUUAUAUUAUGUUCUUAAUAAAAUGAAUUCAUCUUUUAAAAUCUUUUACUAAGUUUAACAGUGACUAUUAAUUGAUUCAUUAACCAGGUCACUUUCAACUCAUUCCCUGCGGUUGCGACUAAAUAUGACCUUAGGAGGGUUCCUACUGAUGUGUCCCGUUAAGUCCUGACCCAUCUCUAUUAUUCUUAUUCAAAAAUAGCAAUGAAAUAAUGUGUCCUCAAGACAACUGGGGUAAAGGCGUGAUUUCUAUUUUAAAAACGUUUUUUUUAUCUUCUUUCAAUCUAGGUGUUCUUUUGUAAGGUUCUUUCAUCUCUUUGUCGGAGGUGCUAAAAAUAGAUAUAUUUUUUUUUUGGUUAUUUAUUUUUUUGCCGUUUAAUUUAUAUUUGUAUAUUACUUAAGCCUAAUUCAUUUCCGUUCCGGAAAGUUGAACAGCAAAGGGAAUGAGUUAAUUUAUUGAUUUAGUUGUGACUAUCAUUUAUUAUUUAGCUGCCAAUGGUAUACAUAAAUUUGUAAAGAUAGAUAAUGACACCAAUAUUAAAUUUAUGAUGAGACAAAGUAAAUUAAUUUCUAAUUUGCAACAGUGAUCUUGCUAAUGACUAAAAUAUUUAAAAUGUACAAUUUUUCAGGUUAUCAUGCAUUUAUCGCACCCCGCUACAAGGUUUCAUCCAAUCCAAAUGUAUUCAUUAACCG